GUUCUUUAUUAAUUAUUGCAGGUAUUAACAAACAACUUAAUAAAAAUGUGUGACGACGAAGUUGCAGCCCUUGUCGUGGACAACGGAUCUGGAAUGUGCAAGGCUGGAUUUGCUGGAGAUGAUGCUCCUCGAGCAGUGUUUCCUUCAAUCGUUGGUCGUCCUCGUCAUCAAGGAGUAAUGGUUGGCAUGGGACAAAAAGAUAGCUAUGUUGGGGAUGAAGCUCAGAGUAAAAGAGGUAUCCUUACUCUAAAAUAUCCUAUUGAGCAUGGUAUAAUCACCAAUUGGGAUGACAUGGAAAAGAUUUGGCAUCACACGUUUUACAAUGAAUUGCGUGUUGCACCGGAAGAACAUCCUGUACUUCUUACUGAAGCACCUCUGAAUCCAAAAGCAAAUCGAGAGAAAAUGACUCAGAUAAUGUUUGAAACAUUUAACAGUCCUGCUAUGUAUGUUGCCAUACAAGCCGUACUUUCACUGUAUGCUUCUGGUCGCACGACAGGUAUCGUUUUGGAUUCUGGAGAUGGUGUUUCUCAUACUGUUCCAAUCUAUGAAGGAUAUGCUCUACCCCAUGCCAUUUUACGUUUGGAUUUAGCUGGUCGUGAUUUAACCGAUUAUCUUAUGAAAAUCUUGACUGAAAGAGGUUAUUCCUUCACUACAACGGCUGAAAGGGAAAUUGUACGAGAUAUCAAAGAAAAACUUUGUUAUGUUGCACUAGAUUUCGAACAAGAAAUGGCAACAGCUGCUGCAAGUACUUCUCUUGAAAAAAGUUAUGAAUUGCCUGAUGGGCAAGUUAUAACCAUCGGUAAUGAAAGGUUCCGCUGUCCAGAAGCUUUGUUCCAACCAUCAUUCCUAGGAAUGGAAUCUUGCGGUAUUCAUGAGACCGUUUAUAACUCAAUAAUGAAGUGUGAUGUAGACAUUCGUAAAGAUCUCUAUGCUAAUAACGUCUUAUCUGGUGGUACUACUAUGUAUCCUGGUAUUGCUGAUCGUAUGCAAAAAGAAAUCACUGCAUUAGCUCCUUCAACAAUCAAAAUUAAGAUCAUCGCUCCUCCUGAGAGGAAAUAUUCUGUAUGGAUUGGUGGUUCUAUUCUUGCUUCAUUAUCUACCUUCCAACAAAUGUGGAUAUCCAAACAAGAAUACGACGAAUCAGGACCAGGAAUCGUUCACCGCAAAUGUUUCUAAUCGUUAAAUUUUUUACAUACAUUCUCAAAUUCAAUAUUUAAUUUUUUAGUACCAUUAAUUUUUGAAUGAUGUAUCAAAAUCAUUGCCAAAAUUUAAUAAAAAAUGUGUAAAUCUAUGUACUGUCUUGCGAUUUUACUGGAUCUGUGUGUAUAGGUUGUAUGUGCAUGCAAUUUCAAUCUAUAAGAUCGUACUUAAUAUGAUGAUGAAUUUCAAAAGAACAGCUCAAAAUAUAUUUAGUCAAAGUUUAUAUAACUACCCUUGGUAGUAAAACAAAAACAUAAACGUGAACCUUAGGCAUCAUUAGAUUACUUGUCACGUAUCGUUUUUUAUUAACUCCACACUAAAUUUUACUUUGCAACAAGAUCUAAAUAAUUAGCCAUUCAUAUUUCUAAAUUAUUUUUUAACUUUUUAUUGUUAUCAGGUCUGUACGUUUUUUUCAAGUUUCAUUAUACUUAGUAAAUUUUCCGUGGUUUUCGCCAGUCCGAAAAUUCUUGGAUAGUUCAAAAAUAUUUUUUCUAACAUACAUUGUAUUAUAUUAAAAAAAAGAUUUGAGAAAAAAAGUAUUCAAAAAAGAAGGUAUUCUGACUCUAAAACUAGUAACACAUGUACCCUUAUUCCUUUUAACUAAUAGAAAAACUUUCGUUAAAAAACAUUCAUUAGUUUUUGAAAAAUUCUAUUGCUUUAAGACAAGUAUCUUUAAUGUGAUUAAUAAAAUAUAUACCUGUUAGCGUUAUCAAAAAUAGCUUGAAGAUGGCUAAUUUUUAUCAUCAAUCUAUUAUGACCGCAUGAGUUUUUUAAAAUUUUUACCGUUAAAAGAGCGAUGAAAAUAUAACUUUUCUGAGCAGCUUUUUUUAUUGAAAAACUCACAACAUAUGAGUAGUAACAUAUAUCUUUUGCAUUUUACUUGUUGGUAAUUUUACAGAAGCUUUUUUAAAUAAAGUUUUGCGUUGAAAGACUCACAGGACAAGAGAAAUUUUUGAACCAAUUAAUGUUGUAAAUCGUAAGUCAUGUAAUGACAUGUUACUGCAAUGCCUAGCAACAUAUGUGAGAAAGUAAUAAGAACCAAACGCUAUUAGACUAUUUACAUAAAUUAAUAUUAAAUAAAUUGGCAGUGUGGCUUGCACGACUGAAAAAUAUUUUUUUUAAAAUUAACAAUAAGUUUGAAUCAAUAACUUAUUUCUGACUUAAAGUGUGUCAAUGUGCCCGUUCUUAUUGUUUUUGUGUGCUACUUCAAAUUUGGGAAAAAACAUCGAAAUGCUUUUAUUUGAAAUUCGCUUGAUCAAAAAAUCCCCUAUCCCUAGAGCUAAAUAAUUCUGAGACACUCUGAAUACUCUAAUCGUUAAACAUUGUAUAUCAAUGACAGAGUACGUUGUAUGUAGGGUUUCAUCAAUUAAAAAAUUUAGGAACUUAAUAACGAUAAGUUUCAAUUUUGGCCGUAAGUAGUUUGAAAAAUACAUUUGGCGCAUAAAACAACAAUUCAAAAAGUUAGUUAUGAUUUUUCUCACCUUUCAUACUAAUAUAGUUGAGUAAUUUUUUGGUUGAUCUUUUGGGGCAAACACCAAAAUAAAAAAUACGCACAACACGUUUUUUAAUAUAAAGCAACGUUUCAUCGACUGGAGCAUCAACCUCUUUAGGAUUUAUUAACAAAUUUAAUAGUAAAUCAGUACAAAAAUCAAAAAAUUGUAGACAUAAACGCAAGUGAUCCGAUUAUUACAAACGCUGAAGGGAAUAAUUUAACGUAAUAAUAUUUGUUCGCACGAAAUCAAACAGGUAAAAGCAUCGAAACUACGCGAAGUUGUCAGUUUGCAGGACAGUACACAUAUUUAUAUAGAUACAUCAUUAGGUCAAUGCAUCAAAUUAAUAGAUAUGGUCAGUAACGUGUAUAUUUGUAAAAACUUUUAUAAGUGUGACUCAAUCUGUAUAGGUCCUCCUUCUUAUUUAUAUUAUUGUCGUCUGACACUAAAAGUAUGAAGCAUUUCAGAAAUUACUCGUUUCUUGUAACUUGGCUUAUUGUUUAAAAUUCAAAUACUAUCCCAUUUAAAAGUGUGAUAGUUAGAAAUUUGAUGUACAGAUAUCAAACAUUCAGUUUUGUUAUUAUUUUUAUGUUCUUAUCUCCUCUCUUUAAGGGCUCCUUUUGUUUCACCUAUACAUUUUGCAGGAGAGAUUUUGCAAAUAUUUAAAAAGUUAUCUUAACUUCUAUGUGUUCUAGACCAACAUUUUUUUUGUCAAACUACAGGCUAUUUCAAUGUAAGAGAUUCAUGCUGAUACAAUCAUUUGUUGUAAAAUUGUUGGCGAAAAAUAUAAUUAAAAAAACAUCAACGUUAUUAACUCCAUUUUGAUAGCGCCAAAUAUAAAUAAUCAAUACGUAUACAGUAGAUUAAUAAAAUGGACGUCUUCAGAAAGUCAUAAGUCAUGUUUGAACUUUUUUUGAUAACGUUAAUAGGUCAAUCAUUCUUGUAACAUUAGGGACUUUUUUAGUUAAUAAAUAAGAUUAUCAACAACUGA
Copidosoma floridanum is the source of this 3681-nucleotide messenger RNA. Its product is annotated as actin 205-like. NCBI's taxonomy places the organism in Eukaryota, Metazoa, Arthropoda, Insecta, Hymenoptera, Encyrtidae. The record is from RefSeq and is a predicted model, not a curated record.